Messenger RNA from Phyllotreta striolata, 4415 nucleotides. NCBI's taxonomy places the organism in Eukaryota, Metazoa, Arthropoda, Insecta, Coleoptera, Chrysomelidae. The record is from the annotation of a GenBank genome assembly.
UCGUGAAAUAUAACUAUUGAUUGUGAUAAUGAAUUAUUAUUUUAAUAUUGAUUGUAAUUUCAGUACUUCAUUUUUUACUGAUGCUUUAAUAUAAAUGUUGAUUGCCAUUUAACAAACAAUGAUUAACAAUAUCUUUGAGCUUUUGACACAGCAGAUGCCGAGAACUAAGGUGGUCAAGAAAGGAGCAAAAAAGGAAAGUAGGAGAGAAGGUCAAGAUGAAAAUAUUGCGAUAGCAAAAAUAUUGGUAGAUUUCGAAAAAAAAUCUUCGAGCAUGAUAAAAGAGGAGAAAGAGCGACAAAUUUCGUUAGUUACGAAGCACUACUGUGAUCUGAUAAAUUCGAUUUCAGGAACUGUUUUAACCAUGACGAUUGGCGAAUGUAAACGUCUGGGUACUUCAUUACACAAUGGCACAUUAUCCAAUGUAACCAAGAGUAAACUAGAGGUAACUAAAAGCACUAGGAAAACCCGCAGUAGAUCAUAUGAUGAUGGUUACUUAACAACCGAGAGUUCUAAUUCAUCAGAACGAAGUCGCUCAAGAACUAAGAAGCAAAGUACUGCGAAGGCGAAUAGAUUCCUCACGCCCGCUUCCAAGGGAAGGCAUCCUUACAAUUGCGGACCAGUUUCUCCUAAGGGAACUACAGAACAAAUUCAGAAUAGAUUCGUCACGCCCGCUUCCAAGGGAAGGAAUCCUAACAAUUACGGACCAGUUACUCCUAAGAUUGUACCCAACACACCUCAGAUAAUAAUGAGGCGGCCGAUACAAGGUGAAGUGGCCCUCUCUCUGCAGGGUAGCCCGCUAUUAGUGAACCCAACAACUCAAGACUGCGCGACCACUAUCAACAUACCCCUCGAAGGUGGCUGCCAGCUUAGCUUAUUGCCACAAACCGGCUUAAGACCGUCUCUGCUGCCAGUUUUGGAUCAAAACACUAAAGAAGAUUUAAGGAUUUUAAAUGAACACCUAACAGCCUUGCUUAAUAACCAGAAAUAGUAAUGUUAUGUGACAUGUCAAAAAGGUAGAGAGUCGUAACUCCACUUUUUCUCGAUUUUGAGUUAAUGUGGUUUUCCUUCUGCUUGAUCUAUAAUCCACAUUCUAGCUGUAAAUCGCAACUCCCAGCCACUACUUUACGUGGUAUGAUUUUGUGAAAAAAUAUUAAUGUGUUUUAGUGAGGGAAACGUUCAUUUCCAACAAUUGUGUAAAGUGGAGUUACGACUCUUUAGCUCUAUGGUACAGAUAUAUGUGUCUGAACUUUAUUCUUGUGACAUAAUAUUCGAUAUAUAUUUUUUCAUUCUAUUUAUUAUUACAUUUUAAAGAUUCUUCAGGUCGUAUUUUUUUAAUUUUGCAAUUUUUUUAACUGUUAAUAAACGCUAAAAUAAUGUAAUGAAUUAGUUAUUAAAGUUUUUAACCUGUGUAUUAGUUAUUAAGUUAUGAGUGAAACUUGCUCAAUUGGAUAAACGAAUAUUUAUUAUACAUUAGUAAAGGUAAACUUUUGAUAUAAAAGCUUAUUUUUGUACCGAAAACAAAAGUUGUUUGUGCCAUUCAAAUAAAAUGCUGACACCGAAGUAAUAAAAUUUCUUUAUAUGCAUUAAUAGGAGUACGUCAACUGCAAGAAAUAGAUUAGCGUGUAAUUUCGCUUAAUUUAAAACAUCGAAUGAAUUCAUGUCAAGUCGUCGUCGUCUGCUGAAUCGUCAUUCUCCUCGGCAUCGGCAUCGUUCGGCACCUCCAGCCUGAUGUUGUUCAAUAAAUCUCUCAUGGCGUCCACCAACGAGGCCACGCUAGUUUGUAAAUCGACAAUGGCAUUUUCUUCUAUACCAGCAGGCAACGCUCUGGCACCGUCCUCUUCUCUAGCUCUGCAAUCGAACAUUAGAACAAACAUUUGUAAAUAUCGAGAACUCGAACAUUCACUUACUGUUCUGGUGCGUUCGGAUUAAAAUUAGGUAGAAUCGAUCUAAAAAAUAUACCCAAAGCGUUUCCGCUCGAAUGAGAUACCGUGGAUUUCUUCGAUCUCGUAUAAAUAUUGAUGGAAUCUUUCGGUGGUAGUGGAUCGAAACUCAUUACGGGACCGGCGGCUUCCUGAAAAUCAACAAUGAAAUAACAGAAAGAAAUAAGUUGUUAUAAUGGAUGUCCCGUAUAAGAACUAACACAGGGCAGGAGAAUGUAGGGGAGCCUAGCACGUUGUUUUCCCAACUUAAUUCAGCCAACUUUUGAAUUAUCGACUAUUGAUGGUUAGUGCUCUGGAGCGUUCUAAAUUGUUCUAGACAGUUUUAAAUGAUUCUAGAGCAUUUUAAAUAAUUCUAGACAGUUAUAAAUGGUUCGGGAUCGCCCUUUUUGGUUCUAGACAGCUCUAGAUGAUUCUGGAGCAUCCCUAAAUGGCAGAAGAAUGACAAAAAAACUAAACUCACUUUCAUCUUGUUAAAAAUUCAGAUAAUAAACUUUGUAUUAAAUUAAAUAGAGUUAAACAUCAUUUUACGGGCUCCCCUACACGCGCACUCUCUGUGUCAGUUCUCAAGUGGGACACCCUGUAGGGGUAAGUGCAAAUGUGGUAGCAAUUCUUUGAGUUGAACAAAGAAAUAUUAACAAAAUAUCAGUGAUUAGAGUGCGAAAGUUGCAAUUCCACAACAUCACUCUUUCUUUUUCCUUUAUAUGAGACUAAAGGAAAUUUUUUUUGUUGCACCCAUGGACCAUAUUAUGUACAAAUUUGUAACGUGUAUACAUACAUCAGUCAUCGGAGAUACUCCUUUUAUAUCGGAUAACACAAUGUGCCGAGCUAUACUCAACGGCAGGUUUCCUUGGAAUCUCUUCAACCGUUUAACUUCGUACUCUUUAACCAUAGGAUCGUUAUUUUCGACUCGAUCUAAAACCUGAUGCACGUUUCUCUCUAACCACGGUAGUAAGUCGCUGUCUUUCCAUAUGUGGUAACUCCUUUUUAUGUACAACUGGAUCAAUUGCGUCAAAGCCAAAGGCUGCCUAAAUAAGGAAGGUUACUAUUAGUUUUUAAAUUUAUUCUUUAUAAAUUGCUUACCUUUUUACGUCGUUGGCUGUGGUGAAGAAUGGAUUGCUAGCGACCCUGUUAUCAGUCUGUACGCUGCAUUGUUCUAACAAUGGCAAAAGCACCCCCGGAAAUAUGAGAAGGGCUUCUUGCAGCACGAAAUCCGCCUUCUCCGAAUCUUCCAAAUACAAAUGUGCCACAGCUAAAAUAAAAUUUACUCAAAAAUCACCGUUUACAUUUACAGGGUGUUAAUUGAGUGCCGAUACUUCAAAAAAGUUUUAAAACCUUAAACAAAGGCCUUUAAAACGUAAAACCUUUUGCUUUAAGGCAACACUAAUGUCCUCUAAGCAAAACCUCUCUUCCUUCACUUCUUUUUAUGCAUAUACUAUAGCAUGUACUAUUUUUUCUUCGAACAUAUUGAGUUAAAAUUCCGUACGGACGUCACUGCUAAAAAUUUUAAAAACUCUUAGGUCUUACAAAUGCUCCUAAUAAUUAAAAAGUGUGUACAAAAUUUCAUAAAAAUUUCUGGAGUAAUAGAAACCUAUGAUAGAAAAGUUUUUUUUUCUAAAUUUAUAACACCCUGUAGCUCGAAAACUAAGAGGUUUAGGACAUAUAUUGUUAUAAACUUUUCUUCUUAAAAUCAUCCAAAUAUUCACAACCUGAAGUAUCGGCACUCAAUUAAUUAACACCCUGUAUAAUAAAUCGACGAACCUAAUGAAUAAGCAAUGUUGGGUAACCAUGUCAGAUUUUUAGUGCUGUCCCAUUCUUUAACGAAAUCUAUAAACCACUGGUACUCUCGUGCUCUUAUUGCAUAAAAAUCUACAGCUAAAACAAUGGCCAAUGGAUCGCCGUCAGGAUCUAACGAUAGGAGCAAUUUACAAAAUUCUAAUGAUGUGCGAUAACAUGCUUUGCCACCAAUGAACAUCAGAUGCUUGAAUAUCGUUAUGUAGAGUGCUCUAAAAAAAUUACUUUGUUAAUAUUUAGGUUCUAAUUAUGAACUGAUCGUCUUACCUGUUUUCCUGUCUUCUAUAAUCCAGUCUACAAUUACCCUGAGCAACGUUAAAUAGAGGAUGAUAAACGUAUUCUAAAGAAUAUAGCGCUCGCUCGAUAAGUUCCGCUGCCGUAGCUAAAUCUUCGCUUAAUUUACACAAAUCUGAGAGCUGGAUCAGAGCGUCAACGUGAUACUGAUGCUCGUUUAUAAUAGCUACUAUAUUAUUAGGAUUUAUGCUUUCUACGGCCUCUAAAAAUUUAUUUUGCACUUGCCUAUAACUUUGACUAUGUUCAUAGGUGAAAUAUUGUAUUCCAUUUUUGUUUUCUAUGUACGUCAUAGAAAGACCGGAUUUUCCCACAUUGGGAUAGUUUUCCUUGCAAUUUACCAUUGUUAUUUGCUUCCCGUGAGCGCGACCUCCUGCUCGGUUUUUACGUUUA